AUGAGUGAGCCGUGGACGUACAACUCUCCUCCGGGGACGGAGACCACGGGGCCACGGAUUACCGCCAUCGCGUUGGUCUUUUCGAGUCUGUCGUUCAUCAUAGUGUCCAUGCGAUUAUAUGUUCGUAUGAUCAUGCUCAAGGCAUUCGGUCCAGGACUCGAGAACGUUGUGGAUAUGCCAGCGCAGAACCUCUAUACCUUUGGUUUGCUUCAAUAUGCCGGCGCGCCCUUCUACAUCACCAGCAUUCUGGGCUUCAAAAUCAGCUUGUUGCUUUCUUAUCUCCGCUUCAUUCCAAAAGGCAUCUACCGAUGGGCGACGCUCGCCACCAUGGGUAUGUGUAUUGCGUACCACAUCGCGUUUCUCGUGGUCCAAUUGAACCUUUGCACACCGCUGGCCGCUGACAACCUCAAGAUCGCCAAGCAGUGGGACCCAACAAUUACGAACGGAUCUUGCAUCCCAGGAGUCCCUUUUUACACGAGCAUGGCCUCUUUAACGAUUUUCUUCGACAUUGUUGUCAUGCUUCUGCCCUUCCCAGUCCUCGCGAAAUCGCAGAUCCAAAAGCGCAAGAAAUUUGUCCUCCUCGGUUGCUUCGGCCUUGGCGCCUUCAUCACCGUCAUCCAAAUCAUCCGAAUCCAGACCGUCCACGCGCUCGCAAACUAUCUCGACUCGGCGCCCCUCAUCAUGUGGUCCGCCAUCGAGAACAACCUCGGUAUAAUCGUGUGCUGCAUACCGACCCUUGCCCCCCUCGUCCAGUACUUCAAUGAGAAGAGCAGAUCGGGAAGCCGGAGUAACAAGUACGGUGGGGGGAGUGGGUAUGGCCGGAGCGGCCAGAGCGGGAACGUGGGCAGCAGGUACGCGCUGCAGAGCUGGCGCCCAGGAAUGAACGGAAUGCAGCCGCUGAGCAGCGGCACUGAUCGCAACGACGGCGUGCAAAACUCGAGGGUGGGAAAAGGGUCGGACGAUGAGAGUGCGGAUUACCAUCUUGAUGCGCCGAUUAUUAUGAAGAAGACGGAGUUUGUGGUGACGAGCGAUCCGAGGGAACCGGGCAUGGCUAUCUAA
This is a messenger RNA of Colletotrichum spaethianum, 1059 nucleotides long. Its product is annotated as satratoxin biosynthesis SC1 cluster protein 4. The transcript is spliced from 5 exons. Bases 1 to 1059 code for a protein of 352 amino acids. The record is from RefSeq and is a predicted model, not a curated record. NCBI's taxonomy places the organism in Eukaryota, Fungi, Ascomycota, Sordariomycetes, Glomerellales, Glomerellaceae.